This is a messenger RNA of Owenia fusiformis, 1830 nucleotides long. The record is from the annotation of a GenBank genome assembly. NCBI's taxonomy places the organism in Eukaryota, Metazoa, Annelida, Polychaeta, Sabellida, Oweniidae.
AUGAGGCGAAAUACGUUCCAAAUUGAUUAUAAGAAUUGCAGCGUUCGUAUUUAUCGGAAAACGGAAGCAUUUUGUGAUGUGUCCUCACUAGGGAUCAACAAGAAUGAGUGUAAAGAUGGAGCCGGCAUUGGAGGGUCAAAAUCUUUACAUUCCAGGCACAAAGGUGUUCACUAUAGCACUCCUGCCUCUGAUGCAAUAACACGGAAACAGAAAACAGUUGCCAUAACAAAGGCUCUACAAUGUGACCCUGUAGAUGUGACAUCCCUGCGCCAACUUGCCAUUAGUAGAGGAGGAUUGAUUACUGAUGAACUGCGAUAUUUAGCAUGGCCUAAACUAGUCAAUGUGAAUAUUUACAACAUACCUCCUAAACCAAAAGCAAGUGUGUUAGAGGCCCACAGAGACUAUAACCAGGUAGUGCUGGAUGUCAAUAGAUCUUUAAAACGCUUCCCACCUGGGAUGAAAGAUGAUCAGCGUACAGUGCUACAGAAACAGCUAGUAGAUAUGAUAAUGCGUGUUCUGGUGCGCCACAAGGAACUCCAUUACUACCAAGGUUAUCAUGAUAUAUGUGUAUCCUUUCUGCUUGUCAUGAAUGAUGAUAUAGCAUUCUACAUCAUGGAUAAACUUUCAACAAAUCAUCUAAGAGACUUUAUGGACUCCUCCAUGGACAGGACGAAGUGCAUGCUAAACUAUCUUUACCCAAUCAUUGGGAAAGCCAACCCAGUAUUGAAGGAAUUCCUUGAUAGGUCUGAAACAGGCACUAUAUUCUGCCUUCCCUGGCUUAUUACUUGGUAUGGGCAUGUAUUGAAUGACUUCCGACAUACAGUGCGACUUUAUGACUUUUUCCUGGCUUGUCAUCCACUUAUGCCGAUAUAUCUUGCUGCAGCAAUUGUUCUGUAUAGACAAGAUGAGGUGUUACAGGCAGACUGUGACAUGCCUUCAGUUCAUUCCCUUCUCUCAAAGAUUCCACCAGACUUGCCAUUUGAAGAUCUGAUUAGUCGUGCUGGAGAUCUAUAUGUGCAAUAUCCACCUAAACAGUUGGCAAAUGAGGCCCGCUUGCAGUACAAACACAGUACAACGAUAAGUAGUUACAUGAACUUUGAAGAAACUACACAAUCUCAAAGACCUGAUACAAUAUUAAAACAACUCAGAUCGCUCAACAUAUCAGAGCCAAGUGUAGAUGGGACAGAAAGUGAAAGCAGUCGUUUAGUGAAGGUCUCUGUCUAUGUAUUGGCUACAGCUGUCAGUGCUGCAGCAUUUGCUGUCUUAAAUACAGCUGCAGAUUGGGGCUGGUUCUAAUACUCUUAUAACUAAACUAUUCUCCGAAUACAGGCCUCUAGAACUUGUACCUCAUUCUUCCAGUUUGGAACCCUGCGUUCAGAGGAUGUUACUAAAAUAUAGUCAAUGAAAUUGUAAUAAUGGCAUUUAUUGAGGACAUUCAGUCAGUACAGCUGUAGCUGCGCUGCUGUACUAAGUGCAGCUGAAGACAAGGGCACUUAGUUCUUAACUAAACAGAAAGAGGAAGCAAUUGAUGUACCGAAAGCCUCCAUGUGAGCUGCUUACUCGGUUAAGACUUUGGAAGGUUCUUGUUAUUUAUUCUAACUAUGAUGUCAUACAGAGCAUGACGUAAAUAUUUAUUUUUAAUAAUUAGAAGUGAGGAACUCUGUGAUAUAUAAUAUCUAGGAAUGUUGCUUUUAGAAAGCACUGCUUGGAACUCUGGAAAGUUGUAUCUAGGAUAUCACUUAAUGCCAGACAAACACAAUAUUAAUGAUUGUAUUAGAUAUCACAAACCUGCUUGGCCAUAAUCAUACCAAGCUCUUAUUUGAGGAAAAC